Molecule: messenger RNA, 2072 nt
Organism: Etheostoma spectabile (orangethroat darter)
Lineage: Eukaryota; Metazoa; Chordata; Actinopteri; Perciformes; Percidae
Product: zinc finger protein 3
Exons: 2
Coding region: 325-978 (217 amino acids)
Biological process (GO): regulation of transcription by RNA polymerase II
Molecular function (GO): DNA-binding transcription factor activity, RNA polymerase II-specific; RNA polymerase II cis-regulatory region sequence-specific DNA binding
Source: RefSeq, a predicted model, not a curated record
ACGAGGAGGAGGAGAAGAAGAAGAAGAAGGAGGGCAAGAGGAAAGGUGUCAGGGAGGCCUCGGGAGACUCAGAGGAGCGAGAGAGCAAGAGGAAGAAGGAGAUUCAUCAGAGUUCACACUGGAGAGAAUCUACACAGCUGUGAUCAAUGUGGAGCAGCUUUCACACUGAAGAGAACCCUAUUAAUACAUCAACGCAGUCACACUGGAGAGAAGCCCUACAGCUGUGAUCAAUGUGGUAAAACCUUUACUGAUAGUAGUGGCCUUAAAUCUCACCAGCUUGUUCACACCGGUGAGAAGCCAUACUGGUGUGAAUACUGUGGGAAAAUGUUUUCUCGAAGUAAUGCCCUUAAAAUACAUCAACGCAUUCACACUGGAGAGAAGCCGUACAGCUGUGAUAUAUGUGGUAAAACCUUUUCUGAGAGCAGUAGCCUUAAAUCUCACCGACGUGUUCACACUGGAGAAAAGCCGUACUCGUGUAAACAAUGUGGGAAAACGUAUGUUGUGAGUAGCAGCCUUAAAUAUCACCAACGUGUUCACACUGUGGAGAAACCAUACCGGUGUGAUCAAUGUGGGAAAACCUUUACUACUAGUAAUGGCUUAAAAUAUCACCAGCGCAUUCACACUGGAGAGAAGCCGUACAGCUGUGAACACUGUGGGGAAACAUUUUCUCAGAGCGGUAGCCUUAAAGCUCACCAGCGCAGACACACCGGAGAGAAGCCAUACUCUUGUGAACAAUGUGGGAAAACGUUUUCUGUGAGUAGUCGACUUAAAUCUCACCAACGUGUUCAUAGUGGAGAGAAGCCGUACCCGUGUGAACACUGUGGAAAAACGUUUUCUGGCAGUACUCACCUUAAAUCUCACCAACGUGUUCACACUGGAGAGAAGCCGUACUGGUGUGAACAAUGUGGGAAAAUGUUUUCUCACAGCUGUAACCUUAAACGACACCAGUGCCUUCACACUGGAGAGAAUCCGAAAUAGUCUGAACAGGUACAUUAGCUUUAAAUAAGCAAAACUACAACGGGACACAUGAAAGUGCAGCUUCAAGAGAAAACUAUCAUCUAUCUAUGUAUUUAGAGAGAUAUGUGUGUAUAUGUUAAUUUAAUCAAGUAUCCUGUCUUAUAAAUUAGGGCUGCACAAUUAUGGCCAAGGUGAUGAUUACGAUUAUUUGAUUUUAACCAACAGCAUAGUCACCAAGGCUAUUUAUAACUGCAUCCAUAUUGUGUUACAUUCCUCUUAUGUUGACGUUGUAUGUUGUACAAACCUACAGCUGCAACACAUGGAACAUUAUCUGAAAUAGCUUAGGAUAUAUAUUUUUUUUAAUGUAUCUCUGUGAAAGCUCCGUCACUUGUUUUCUACAAUAACUGAUUCAAAUAGCUAGGGAGAGGGGGGGGUGCGAUGGACGUACUCACAGCGAGACGCCUGACUCAUUAGGCUCCGUUACUCUACCAACUGAAGUUAGUUGCGUUUAAUAACUGCUUCUGUGUUUUUCGCCGUGGAGCCCUGUGAGCUAACAGACACCGACUAGCACCCUAGAGCCCUGUGAGCUAACUAGCACCCUAGAGCCCUGUGAGCUAAUAGACAACAACUAGCACCCUAGAGCCCUGUGAGUUAACAGACAACAACUAGCACCCUAGAGCCCUGUGAACUAACAGACACCGACUAGCACCCUAGAGCCCUGGGAGCUAACAGACAUUAACUAGCAACCUAGAGCCCUGUGAGCUAACAGACAUUAACUAGCACCCUAAAGCCCUGUGAGCUAAUAGACAUUAACUAGCACCCUAGAGCCCUGUGAGCUAACAGACACCGACUAGCACCCUAGAGCCCUGGGAGCUAACAGACAUUAACUAGCAACCUAGAGCCCUGUGAGCUAACAGACACUAACUAGCACCCUAGAGCCCUGUGAGCUAACAGACACUAACUAGCACCCUAGAGCCCUGUAAGCUAACAGACGCUAACUAGCACCCUAGAGCCCUGUGAGCUAGUACAGUGGGGUUCGAAAGUUUGGGCCCCCCAGUUAAAACUUUCUUAUUAAUGUGCAUAAAGAAGCCAAGAAAAGAUGGAAAAAUUUCCAA